CCAACAUCGUGCACUGACACUCUCAGGCGCACUUUUCAAACCCGGAAGGUACAAAGACGAGCAACAUUAUCGCGACAAAUUACAAGAUGUUUGAAUUCCAAAUCCCCGUGUCUCGAGACGACUUGCUGACCAAAACAAGUGUCAACCAAUACGCCGUGGAAGAGAUCCUGACACACAGACUAGUUCAAGGAGCUCUUCAAGAUUUCAAAUAUGCCACCCGAUCCAACAGUUUUGCCGUUAUUGAUAAUUUUGACUCACUCUUCAGCAUCUUGUGUCUACAGAGGGAUCUUGAUGCUGCAGUGAAAGAGGAGACAUGGGAUUGCUUGUUGAAAGCUGCCCGGGGCGUAGCCAGUCAAGUGUCCAGUGUGGUGGAGGAGACUGGUAUUGACCCAGACACCCGCGCCCACAACCUGAACCUGGUCAAGAUGACCGUAUACCUCCUGUGUCAGUUCAUCGAGAUGUUUGAGACGGACUUCCACAAAGCUAAUGCUGUACAGAUCAGCAUCUCCAAGGGUCGAAAAUCCCAGAAGAAGCGUGUGGAUGCAGGUAUUGACUGGGAGAGGGAGCGAGAGAUGGGGGUGCAUGCCCUGCUGCAGAUAAUACAGCUCAACCUUCCCAAGCUCUGGGACCCACCCAUCCCUGAGGAGGAGUUUGUCAGCCUAGUGAGUAAUACCUGCUACAAAUUGCUGGAGAAUCCUGGAAUAUCCAAGGCGAAGGACACAAGGGAGACAAUUUCUCACAUUCUUGGCUGCCUGGUGAAGAGGUACAACCAUGGCCUUGGAGCCAGCCUGAAGGUGAUCCAGUUGCUCCAGCAUUUCGAACACCUGGUGUCGCCGAUGUCUCUCACGGUGGAGCUGUUUGUCAACCAUUACGGGGCCAAGAGUGUUGUGUCCGAGAUUAUGAGAGAAAUCGGCCGCAUUGAUUCCCAGGACCUGAGUCGUGAUACGUCUGGGACGAGGGCAUACUCACUGUUCCUGGUGGAGCUGGCGGAGCGGGUGCCGGCAGUGAUGCUGCCCAACAUUAGCGUCCUGCUGUGUCACCUGGAUGGAGAUUCAUACUCAAUGCGGAAUGGUGUGUUGGGUGUGCUUGGUGAGAUCCUGCAGCGUGUGUUGUCUAAGGAUGGCCUGGACGAUAACAUGAAGAAUGCCAGAGGCGGAUUCUUUGAUAAACUAGAGGAACAUAUUCAUGAUGUUCAUGCAUUCGUCAGAAGUAAAGUUCUACAGAUCUGGUUGACAAUUGUCAAUGAAAAGUGUUUACCACUGCCACGCCAAGAGCACCUGGUUGCCAAGGUGAUCGGUCGCCUCCAAGACAAGUCCAGCCAGGUUCGCAAGUACGCCAUCCAGUUGAUGACAGCCUUACUCAAAUGUAACCCCUUUGCUGCCAAGCUGCCUAUAGAGAAGUUGGAGUUGAACCAUCAGAAGGAGGUAGAGAAGUUGGUGGAGAUGAAGCCUGCAGAGCAGCAGGCGCCACCCAUCCCCGACGACGUGCUGCAAGGCUUUGAAAGGGAGUGGCUGGCCGUUGAGCAGAAGCUGCUUGCCGCCCUGGAUGAGGACAACAGCCAAGAGGACACGCAGGACGAGUACAGCCAGGAGGACAUUAGUCAGGAGGACAUCACUAUCGCCAGUCAGUUGACCAGGAUCUACCACCUGCUCCUGGAGGGUCGAUACCUGUCUGCUGUGAAGGUUCUGUCAGCCACACAGCAGCAGUGGCCAGACCUGGCACCGAGGGGAGACAGACAGGAGGGGGGGCACACCACACAGAAUGGCGAGGAUGGACAGACGAGUCAGAGCGAAGAGAAUGAACAGAAAGAAGAGGACAAUGGACAGAAAGAGGGUCACAGUGCCGACAAGCCGGAGGCAGAUCCUGUGUCGGAGACAGUCACACAGCUGAAGGAGAUCUUCCUAGGCAACAAGAAGCUGGCCCAUUUGUCCGCCGCACCUGAUGCAGGAGAGGGAGAUGCUGCCAGCGAGGUGUGCAAGCAGCAGGUGCUUGUCCAGUACCUCAAGGACUCGCUGACGUUUGCCAAACAAGUACAGACAUCUGUCCCCACCAUCUGCCAACUCCUGGGAUCUAAGAACACAUCCGAUGUGUUUGAGGCUAUCGAGUUCUUCGUGACAGGGUUUGAGUUCGGUGUGACGGCCACCAUGUUGGGGAUCAGGCGGAUGUUGGCGUUGGUGUGGUCAAAAGAGUCAGGGGUGAAGGAGGCGGUGGUGACGGCGUACAAGAGGCUGUACCUCAGUCCCCAGGGUGGGAACCAGAGGUCGAAGGCCCUGGCCAUCGUGACGAACCUCACAGCCCUCACCAGCGGAGCCACCCUGGGAGACCUGACGUCACUGGAGGGGCUGGUUGUUGAGUUCAUUAAGAGCGGGGAGAUUGGACCGCCAGUGAUACAGAUGUUGUGGGAGAGGUUCACGCUGAAGGUGGCGCACACGACGGCAUCAGACAGCCGUGCAGCACUGCUGCUGCUCUCUAUGGCAGCUGGGUAUGACAACUUUAGUUUUUUCCCUACAAGAUAUAUCCCCAGCAGGAGAUUCAACCAGCGGGCAGAGAUGGAAAUGGUGAAGAGUAACAUUGAGGUGCUGAUCAAAGAAGGCUUGGGACCACGAGCUGAGGAGGACUUCCUGCUGGCCCAGAACGCCUGUCUUGCUCUUGUCAAACUGGGGUCUGCCAAGAAGAAUCGAGGGGAAACAGCAGCUGAGCCAUUCCGCCUUCCACAGACACACGAGCUGUUCUCCAGGCUAUCUUACUUGCUGGUGUCUGGUGUGACCAAGGUAGACAACCCUCACUGGAUACCCCUGGCAGAGUUGUCUGUGAACGUUAUCUACAAGCUGUCCGAGCACCCCGACCUGGUGUGUGGGGACAUCCUCAAGGCUCUGACUGCUAAAACCCUGCACCUCUGUCAGGAGUCGGGAGGGGAAGGAGCCACCAGCUCUGAGACCCCGCUUCCUGAGUGUGACUCAGGUCUGCUGACCCGGCUGCUGUCGCUGGCUGGACACGUGGCCCUCAAGCAGCUGGUGCACCUGGACGUGAGCGUGUUUGGGGAGGUGAAGCGACGGCUCGCCGUGCAAGAGGAGCGCAACAACAAGAAGAUGGCAGGGAGGAAGAGUGACACAUCACUCUCCAAGACAAAGGACAGCGUGAUGACAGAGCAGGAGACGGAGGAUGAGAUGGGGCUGGCGGGUGCGGCUGCAGAGGACACGGAGAGUGAAUACAUCCGCCGUAUCUGUGAGAUGGAGAUUGUCUCUGGAGCAGGACUGCUGUCUGAGUUCGAGCCUCUGCUGGUGGCUGUGUGUAGCUCCCCUAGCAAGUACCCCGACCAGCAGUUGCAGACAGCUGCAUCACUCGCACUCGCCAAGUUCAUGACGGUCAGCUCCGAGUUUUGUGACAACCAUCUGCAGCUCAUGUUUACAAUCCUGGAGAAAUCUCACAGCCCAAUCAUCCGCGCCAACACCAUCAUCGCCCUUGGCGACCUGGCCUUCCGCUUUCCAAAUCUCAUCGAACCCUGGACGCCGCACCUCUAUGGCAGACUGCGCGAUGAGUCUUCGCAUGUGAGGAAGAAUACACUGCAAGUUCUCACCCAUCUCAUUCUCAAUGACAUGGUGAAGGUCAAAGGCCAGAUCAGUGAACUGGCGUCAUGUAUUGUUGAUCACGAUGAGAGAAUCGCCAACCUUGCCAAACUCUUCUUCUUGGAACUGUCAAAGAAGGGUAAUGCUGUGUACAAUGUCAUGCCUGACAUCAUCAGCCGCCUCUCAGACCCCGACAUCGGCGUUGAUGAAGACAACUUCAACAUCAUCAUGAAAUACUUGUUCGCGUUCAUCCAGAAGGACAAGCAGUGUGAGAGUCUGGUUGAGAAGAUCUGUCAUCGGUUCAGAGCUACACGAGUGGAACGCCAGUCACGAGACCUGUCCUUCUGUCUGUCUAUGCUGUCCUACAACGAGAAGAGUAUACGCAAACUGCAGGAGAACUUCUCCUGCUACUCAGACAAGCUCUCUGAUGAUGCUGUGUACAACUGUUUCCUCACCAUCAUCAGCAAAGCCAGGUCCUUUCAGAAACAAGAGGCCAAGACGAUUGUUGAUGAAAUUGAGGAUCGUAUAGAACGGUGUCGCAACAAGGGGUUAGAGGAUGAUGAGAUAGCCCACAAAGCAAGCAAGGCAUCAGGGGCUGCUGCAUCACAUAAGGGGAAACACAAGACACCCGCCAAAACACCAGGGCGACGGCGGCGCAACACAGGGAAGGAAAAUUGUGAGUUUGAUGACAGUCCAUCCCAACAAAAAUGUCAACAGAAGAAAAAAUUGAAGGGAAAACCAAAACUGUCCUUCAGUUCUGAUGAAGAAAGCGAUGUAGAGCUGUUCAAUGUCAAAGAUGGUGGUGAUGGAUCUGAGGCAGAGGAUGACAUUGAUAAUACGUUUUCCGCGAAGAGUCCGGUCAACAAGCGCAGCAAGGGUGGAAAAGUCAAGUUGACACCGCGACAGAGAGGAUUGAGAUCUCUAAACACUUCAGAAUAGUAGACCUCUUUGUUAAUAUAUUCCACUGAUGAAAUGCUACAGAUCUUUUUAUUAUCUCUGUUCUCUCUUCCCUGUCCUCUCUACACUCCUCACCAGACAGAUGUGGCUCACUUCAUUACAGCCGGAGUAGGUAACCACAAACCAUUCCUGAGCCAUAAGUGCCCUGCUCCAAUAAACACCCACAGAGCAGGUGUUUUUUUUACCAAUCUGCAGAUAGUUUCAUCUUUAAUACUCCCAUGUAUGGUUUUAAUAAGCGCUUCACCUUGUGUUUCUGGAUUAACAGGUCCCUGGACCAACAGUUUCACUGUAUGUCAAGAAGAAUGUUGUUGAAAAAUCUUAUUACAGUUUAGAAAUUAUUCAUUAAAAUAAUAUAAUUCUCAUACAACAUUGUCCAUUCAGCAAAAUGCAUUUUUUAAAUAUUUUAGUAUUUAUUUUUCUAACUGGAUCAAGAAGUGAAGAAAGUUGUUCACCAGUCACACACCUUGUUAACUUCACUGCAGAAGCUGACACCAUCAGCUGCCAUUGUUGCCUCUUUGUUAUAUUGAGAUGAUUAAAUUACCAUUGCAGUAUA
Molecule: messenger RNA, 5076 nt
Organism: Haliotis rufescens (red abalone)
Lineage: Eukaryota; Metazoa; Mollusca; Gastropoda; Lepetellida; Haliotidae
Product: condensin complex subunit 1-like
Exons: 34
Coding region: 87-4505 (1472 amino acids)
Biological process (GO): mitotic cell cycle; meiotic chromosome condensation; mitotic chromosome condensation
Cellular component (GO): nucleus; condensed chromosome, centromeric region
Molecular function (GO): histone binding
Source: RefSeq, a predicted model, not a curated record